AUGGCCUGCAACAGCCUCUGCCGUCCCUGCGGACCCACCCCGCUGGCCAACAGCUGCAACGAGCCCUGUGCCCUGCAAUGCCAGGAUUCCCGCGUCAUCAUCAACCCUUCCCCUGUGCUGGUCACCCUGCCGGGACCCAUCAUGACCUCCUUCCCCCAGAACACCGCCGUCGGAUCCACCUCCUCCGCUGCCGUGGGCACUGAGCUCAAUGCCCAGGGACAGCCCAUCUCUGGGGGAUUUGGCUUUGGCCUUGGCUACGGCCUGGGAGGCCUGGGCUGCUAUGGCAGAAGGGGCUAUGGCUCCAUCUGCUAA
Camarhynchus parvulus is the source of this 312-nucleotide messenger RNA. RefSeq names its product feather beta keratin-like. Gene Ontology annotation, molecular function: structural constituent of cytoskeleton. The transcript has a single exon. The record is from RefSeq and is a predicted model, not a curated record. Gene Ontology annotation, cellular component: intermediate filament. The coding region runs from base 1 to 312 and encodes 103 amino acids. NCBI's taxonomy places the organism in Eukaryota, Metazoa, Chordata, Aves, Passeriformes, Thraupidae.